Messenger RNA from Manduca sexta (tobacco hornworm), 458 nucleotides. RefSeq lists its product as uncharacterized. The coding region runs from base 145 to 375 and encodes 76 amino acids. The transcript has 3 exons. NCBI's taxonomy places the organism in Eukaryota, Metazoa, Arthropoda, Insecta, Lepidoptera, Sphingidae. The record is from RefSeq and is a predicted model, not a curated record.
UACAGUGAUAUUGUCUGUGGUCCUGAGCUGUCGAAGUCUUGUGAAAAAGGUUAGUUAUUUAAUUAUUUUUCAGAAUUCUUUAAAUUCAUUUAGAGUUUUGUAAGCCAAUUAAUAUUAUUACAAGAGCAACUAUAAUCUGCCACGAUGACGGACGCUCCAGGCCGCCCGAUGAAGUUUCCCUACACCUUUACGGCAAAGGUAGCGCAGUUCCCGUUUAAGUUCCAUGUGCAGAACCAGUGGAUCUGGCGCUACUGGAUGAUCGGAAUCGCUGUCAGCGUCCCUGUCUUCUACAAGAUCCACAAAAUGGCUAACUCGCCUGAGAAUGUGAGCAAAUGGGCCGAGAUCAGGAGGAAAGAGGCUGCCGGUCACCACUGAGCGUCACACUAGCCAUCAAGUUCCGUUGUAACAAAGUGUAUGGUUUAUUUAUGUUGUAAGAAAUAAUUAAAUCGAGAACUAGC